Molecule: messenger RNA, 1239 nt
Organism: Mytilus trossulus (common blue mussel)
Lineage: Eukaryota; Metazoa; Mollusca; Bivalvia; Mytilida; Mytilidae
Exons: 2
Coding region: 172-717 (181 amino acids)
Source: RefSeq, a predicted model, not a curated record
AAAACAUGAGUUAUCUUUAAUUUUGUUCUUGAUGCGUAAAUUUACCUUUGUUUAAAGUUUGAGGUAUAAAUUGAGCGGGGAAUCGAUUGUUAGGCACUUUACAAUUCUCAGUUUGGUCGCCACAGUAGGUUCCGUUUUAGUUUGUUGUCCGAAACGAGUUAAAGGAAAGCAAUGGGAGACAAUUUUCACGUUACACAUAGAUAUGUCUUAGACAAUGAUGUACGAUAUAUGUAUAGUGGAAGUCCUUUAAGCAUGAUGUAUAGAAAUCCAGACUAUCCGAACUUCGACAUGCUAAGGUUAAAAAGAGAAAAUACAUCAUUUAGGAGAAACAUCCUACAAAAUCAAAUGAAUGGAACUUUCCUAGUACCAAGGAAUCCAGCUCUACGAUCAUUCUCCCGUCAUGACGUUAGUGGCAUGGUCAACAGACUUCAACGAACGACCAUUGCCAGGGUUGGAGUUUCGGAAGAAAACUUAGACAAAUUAAGAUGCAGGGAUGAUGUUAUGGAACCUGAUAAAUCUGGAUACGCUUCUUACAGAAAAUUACCUAAAGCACAGGUGGACAGAAUCGUGGAAAGAUUACUCAAGAGUAGAACAAUUAUGAGCUCAAUGAAGGAAUACAAAGCACCAUUACCGCUGAUGACUGGCCUCUCUACCAGUUAUACAAAAUUAGCAAAUUCUAAAGCUUUGCAUGGAGUAGUGCCAGUUGUUAGAGUAUGAUAAAAAAAAAAGUGAUAUUGUAAUAAUGAAUUUUUACACACGGAACCUCCCAAGAGCUGUGACGACCAACCGUUGAAGUACUUUACCAAUGCUGAGAUACCAUUUCAUUCAAACAUUGGGACUUGGCCAUCAAAUGAACUUAUCUUAUAUUCUGACAUUUUUUGUAUGCCAAUAUCACUUUGCUUUUAAGUUAUACUUCGACUUUAUUAGCAGAUCAUGCAUAGUCCGAAAGAAAUCUGGGUUUUUUAUAUUGGGAAACAAAGGAAUGAUAUUGUUCCAGUAAUUUUUUAUAUCAAAAUUUUUGUUCUCUUCGUUUGUUGAUGUUCAUUCGUUUUUACCUUUUACGUUUAUGACGGAUAAUGCUUAUUCAUUCUGGUCACCUUCGAAUAGCGCUUAACACUUUUUCUUCUUUUUUCUCCCCUUCAUUGUAUUGUAUCUUGUUUUGUUUACUAUGUUUAAUGUGUUUUGUUUUAUUUUGUUACAAAAGUUACAUGCAAUAAAAAUGAUAGCUUAUUUAGUAAA